Messenger RNA from Sinocyclocheilus anshuiensis, 508 nucleotides. Its product is annotated as small integral membrane protein 20-like. Lineage: Eukaryota; Metazoa; Chordata; Actinopteri; Cypriniformes; Cyprinidae. Gene Ontology annotation, biological process: mitochondrial respiratory chain complex IV assembly. The transcript is spliced from 3 exons. The record is from RefSeq and is a predicted model, not a curated record. Gene Ontology annotation, cellular component: mitochondrial inner membrane. Bases 78 to 281 code for a protein of 67 amino acids.
UAAUAUUCACCCCGGAAGAGCACGAAAGAGUUGCUUUCUGUCCUCGGAUGAGGUGAAUCUAGCAAAUAAUCAAAAUCAUGUCUGCUAAUAGGAGGGUAACGCUCAUAUUUGGAGGCUUCAUUGCAGCAGUUGCUGUGGCUUUUUAUCCUAUAUUUUUCCAUCCUCUCGCUCACACUGAAGACUACAAACAGAUGCAGAAGGUAAAUCGAGCCGAAAUCAAUCAAGCAGAUGUGCAGCCUGUUGGUGUGAAGAUCUGGUCUGAUCCCUUCAAGCCAAAAUGAGUCCAGUGUGCGGAUGAAAAUUGAGUGAAUAAACACAAGGACUGAUGUGUCACGCACUGAGGAUUGAGUAUUUGAGACAAACACAUUAACUCUUUGCUACCAUGCAUCAAAUGAGACUUUUAGGAUGUAUGAAUCUUAUGUGUUUGUAUAUUUUGUGUGGGAAUAUGAUUGAAACUAGAAAGAACGAAUAACUAAAAAUAGUUCAAAUAAAAUAAAAAUGGAAACUU